CAGUCCGGAUGUAUCUGUACAUUGAAAUCAAAUCUAAGCCAAUAGACGUCUAUUAUUGGUUCAGAUAUGGUUCAGUCCAAGGCCAAAUGUCAAUGUAUUUUCAAUGUCGAAUGAACUUCGGCGCCGGACAGUGCUCACUGGGUGGGUUUGUUCUCGAGUUGAAGUCAGAUGAUACACGUUUUCAACUGUAACUGACGCAGAUUAUACACCGACAGUUCUCAUGAAAGGAAGCUGAAAAACAUGGGGGUAUGAUGGAAAACACGUUUUUGAGGAAGUGAAAACGAAAAGGGUGCGCAGAACAUCCGACAGUAUCAUCGGCGGCCCACCCCCCCUCCCCAUGUUAUUGAUGGCCAUCCAGCCUACACGGUAAAACGUCACCUGGAUGUUCGACCACGGGGCAGGGGUUUCCAGUGACUGGUUGACUGGGAGGGUUACGGCCCGGAGGAGAGGUGCUGGGUUGCCGCUAGAGAAAUCCUGGACAUCCUGGAGACAUCACCGACUUCCACUGCCGACACCCCGGUCAGCCAGAUUUGGUAUACAAUAAUCAUAAUAAACAACCGGAACAUCCAAGAACACGAAGAACUUAACCUCCAGUCUGCCAUUGACAUCGCAUAAAUAUUUGUUGGGCUCCCUAGUGGUGCCUUGGAACACAGGUGAUGGCUGAGCACAGCAGCAACCCUGCUUGGAGGGUCCAAGCUGGCUCCACCCUAGCCUCGCUCAGUGACAGGAUGACUCUGCCAGAGAGCACUACCGUUCUCUUUAAUCUGAGUUUCCCCAUGGAAUGGAAUCAGUCUGACUCCAGACCAGAGACACCUGACAAGGAGAAGAACUGGUCUGCUCUGCUCAUUUUGCUGGUCAUCUUCUUCACUGUGGCGGGCAACAUCCUGCUCAUCCUGGCUGUGUCUCUGGAGAGGAAGCUGCAGAAUGCCACCAGCUUCAUCCUGCGCUCCCUGGCUGUGGCAGACAUGCUCGUGGGCUUUCUCGUCAUGCCGGUCUCACUGAUUAACAUUCUCUAUGACUACCUGUGGCCCUUCCCCAGACCCCUUUGUCCCAUCUGGAUCUACCUAGACGUGCUGUUCUCCACAGCCUCCAUCAUGCACCUGUGUACCAUUUCACUGGACCGCUAUGUGGGCAUCUGUAACCCCAUCAAGCACAGCCGCUCCAACUCCCUCUCCAAGGCCAAGGCUAAGAUCGCCCUCGUCUGGAGCAUCUCCAUAGUGAUCUCCAUGCCCAUCCCUGUGAUUGGCCUGUAUGAUGAGGGGAAGGUGUUUGUCAAUGGGAUCUGUGUACUGAACGAGCACAGCUUCGUCCUGAUUGGCUCCUUCGUAGCCUUCUUCGUCCCUCUGGUCAUCAUGGUGGUCAGCUACUGUUUGACCGUGCGCAUGCUGCAGUGCCAAGCCUCUGAUUACCUGCACGGAGGCAUGGCGUCGAUCGGCCGGCCUACCUUACUCGGGAUCACCCCAAGGCUCCCCGCAGGGGACAGUCUUAGCCUCCUCAAACAGGACCCGAGUCCCGAGACCUUGCCAGCUGUUGCAGCCUCCAAUAUUUCCGUCUCUCAAGCCUCCUCGCAACCUGUCUCUCCAGCAGGGAGGCAGGAGCCAGGGGGACCUGGUGGGAAGCCUGGCGUGGCUCAAUCAAUCAAAAAUGAGAGGAGAGCCUCCAAGGUCCUGGGUGUGGUGUUUUUCCUCUUCCUGAUGAUGUGGUGUCCGUUCUUCAUCACCAAUGUGCUGAGCGUGUUGUGUGAGGACUCGAUAAUAAGCCUGUGCAAUAAGCCCGUGUUGGCAGUGCUCCUAAAUGUCUUCGUUUGGGUGGGAUAUGCCUCCUCUGGUGUCAACCCACUGGUCUACACUCUAUUCAACAGGACCUACAGACAGGCCUUCCACCGCUACCUACGGUGUAUCUACCACAGCCCGCCAGCCAAGAGCACCCCAGCCUACCCUGUCUUUCCUGUUUACACCACCACCCCUAUUCUCUGCGGGAAAGAUGCCAACCGUCUGUAACUGUAGCAGACACAAUGGGAAUAAUGGGGUGCGUUAAUGGACAUUAGAGAAGUUGGUCAGCGUGCCCCCCUCCCCCGCUGAGCACGUCAGCUGUGUCUGAACUAGCUAGCUGUCUCUCUCUCUCUCUCUCUACAUCCAAAACAGGGUGGUGACAAAGCCAUUGCUUCAUGUCACUGCUUGGAUUUCCCCCCCUCUCCACUCCCUGUUCGAACACAGGAGAUGUACUCAAUGUCUCCCUGCCCAAACACGUAAAUAUGAGAUAUGUAUUAGUCUACAAGGCUGCACAAUGUGACUGAAGACAUUUGAUACUUUAAUAUUUGCAUUACAUUUAGUGAGUAAUAAGCGCAUACUCAGUGUGGUGAAAUGUCCGUUAACUGCGCUGCUGUUGCUGUUUGCAUCUCUCAUUGACAGGGCUGUGAGAGGUCACGGAUGGCAUGACAGGGGAAACCACCUGAUGUAUCUCUCCAAUCAUAGAGCCACAGUGCCACCAUGUGGGAACAUAGAAUGCAGCACACAAGCGUUUCACUUCUUACUUCUUUUUCUGCCUGUCUGAUAGCUUCAAGUGGCCGUUGAAGGGGAAGCGUAUGUCCCAUUGGACACAGAUAUGUUUCCCUCCUCAUUCCCAGAGGACUGUUGCUAUUUUGGUACAUUUAUCCUGACAGAUGAAUAGGAUAUGAUCUGUGUCGUCUUCUUCCGCAGUUCUCAGAUGUACAAUAUUUGAAUCGGUAUUGUCUUCCAACUUCCAUCAUUAGUCUUGGGUAUAUGGUUGGUUUGCCCUUUACUAGAAACCAUGUUAUGCGUGCAGCAACAAGGACGUAAAACAUUUCAAAGGUCACCUCAUUAGCAUUAGAUAUCAAGAAUAAACCAUGUUGAAAUGCCCCUAUCCUUUCAACAGAAUACUUUUGCUUAAAGAUUGAACGGUACACAUUUGCUUUCAGCCUCUUAGAUACGGUGUAUUGCAAUACCAAGUAUCACCCUAUUGCCAAUAUAAAGAACUGUAUAGGUACAACUACAAGAGCCAUUGUUGAUCUACAUACAUAUUUAUGACUUUUGACUCUUUUGCAUUGUCAUUAGUGGGUGAGAUGUAGAGUGGAUGCAAGAGAAAGAAAGAAUGUUCAUCCAAGCUUCUGGUUAAUUCCGCACUGAGCUAUGAAUGAAUGAAUUCUUUCCACUUUAAUAGGCUGUACUACACAAACAAACACAAAGACACUCAACACAGGCACUUCUCACCCUGGACAAUAAGAGUCCCUUGUAUUCCCCUUUCCCACAGAUUCCACAGCAUAGCACACUAGUACUGCCCCCCACCCUGAUGCAUGGAACAUGCGAUUAUCACAUAACCUGGCCUGCAUAUUGGAUGAAGCCAUUUUGUCACAGCUACAGUAUGCCAUUAUAUUAUGCGUCUGCUCUUUGUUGUUUGACAGAUAAAGCAUGUAUGUCAUUUUGCCUAUUAAAUUGUUUUUUUCUUUCGGU
Oncorhynchus nerka (sockeye salmon) is the source of this 3470-nucleotide messenger RNA. Its product is annotated as 5-hydroxytryptamine receptor 2C-like. The record is from RefSeq and is a predicted model, not a curated record. Lineage: Eukaryota; Metazoa; Chordata; Actinopteri; Salmoniformes; Salmonidae. The transcript has 5 exons. Gene Ontology annotation, cellular component: dendrite; plasma membrane. Gene Ontology annotation, biological process: chemical synaptic transmission; phospholipase C-activating G protein-coupled receptor signaling pathway; G protein-coupled receptor signaling pathway, coupled to cyclic nucleotide second messenger. Gene Ontology annotation, molecular function: G protein-coupled serotonin receptor activity; neurotransmitter receptor activity. The coding region runs from base 657 to 2000 and encodes 447 amino acids.